AUGGUUACUGUAUUUGUUCAUCCGUGUUCUCACCUUGCGGUCCUGCAGCAACAGCACCAGCAGCAGCAGCAACAGCAGCAGCAGCAGCAGCAGCAAGAAGAUAAUCCUACAGUUUCUCUACUUAAGUACAUCACAAUCAUGAUCAUCAGCAGCAACAGCAGCAGCAGCAGCAACAGCAGCAGCAACACCCCCACCACCACAACCCCACCCACGACAACCAUCAUCAUGAUCAGCAAAAUCAGCAGCAUCAGCAGCAACAGCAGCAACAGCAGCAGGAGGAGGAGGAGGAGAAUAAUAUACCUUUUCUAUAUUGGAAAUAGAACAGCAGCAGCAGCAGCAGCAACAGCAGCAACAGCAGCAACAGCAGCAACAGCAGCAACAGCAGCAGCAGGAGGAUAG
Molecule: messenger RNA, 399 nt
Organism: Eimeria maxima
Lineage: Eukaryota; Apicomplexa; Conoidasida; Eucoccidiorida; Eimeriidae
Exons: 3
Coding region: 1-399 (132 amino acids)
Source: RefSeq, a predicted model, not a curated record